AUGUCUGGAUCUCCGUCAAUACCUUCGCCGUCGAUGCCUUUGGCUACUGGUCGCAGUGGUGGUCCAUCUACCCACAACCGUCGGCAUUCGCGCGGACAAACCACCCACAUCAACAUCACCACCGCUACCGAUUCCACUACUCAUGACUCUACGGAAGAAGCUGACCUCUCCCUUCCAACCGAUAGCCCAACCAGCGCAAAUUCCAACUCCAACCUCGUCAACGACCGAGUCUACUUCCCCUACCAACCCAAGUCCCUAGCUGGCAUCGCCACGCGCUCCUUUUGCCUCGGUAUCGCCUUGACCAUCGGCGUCGGCGCAACCGGCGCAACCCUUCUAUAUACAUCGAGCCCGCUCUGGCGCCUGCCCUUCUUUCUCGCCGCCCUCGCGACCUUCCACUUCCUCGAGUUCUGGACCACAGCCGCCUACAACACACGCGCCGCCGAUGUCAAGUCCUUCCUGCUGACGGCCAACUGGCCCGGCUACGCCAUCGCGCACGGCUUCGCGACCCUCGAAUGUCUGUUGACCAACAUCUUGUGGCCGAACCGCGCGUGGGCGCCGUUCGGCACCGGCGCGCUGCUGUGUCUGGCUGGUUUGGCUCUGACAGUCAUCGGCCAGGUGGUGCGCAGUGUGGCCAUGGUGCAGGCAGGACCGAGCUUCAACCACUUGGUGCAGCGCCAGCGUAGCUCGGCGCAUGUGCUGGUGACGUCGGGGAUAUAUGGGAAAUUCAGACACCCGAGUUACUUUGGGUUCUUUUGGUGGGCGUUGGGGACGCAGAUGGCUAUGGGCAAUGCCGUUAGCUUCGUGGCUUAUGCGGCGGUGCUGUGGAAGUUCUUUAGUUCGAGAAUCAGGCAUGAGGAGGAGUUCUUGAUUAAGUUCUUUGGGCAAGAGUAUGUGGAUUAUCGGAGGAGGGUGGGAACCAAGAUUCCAUUUGUUCCCUGA
This is a messenger RNA of Sordaria macrospora k-hell, 939 nucleotides long. RefSeq lists its product as uncharacterized. The record is from RefSeq and is a predicted model, not a curated record. Gene Ontology annotation, molecular function: protein C-terminal S-isoprenylcysteine carboxyl O-methyltransferase activity. NCBI's taxonomy places the organism in Eukaryota, Fungi, Ascomycota, Sordariomycetes, Sordariales, Sordariaceae. Gene Ontology annotation, biological process: C-terminal protein methylation. Gene Ontology annotation, cellular component: membrane; endoplasmic reticulum.